GGUAGCCGCAGUUGCUCCCGUCUUGCUCGUGCUCGCAGCCCGCCCCUGCCUCCUGCUAGCCGCUUGCUCGUCGUGCUCGCUCCUGCUCAGUGUCUCCCUCUUCGACGUCUCCCCCUCGUGCUGCAGCUCAGUGCGACUGACGGAGUAGCAGCUCGUGACUCGCCAGCCACUUCCCCCCCUUCUCCCUAAGAACGCGCGGAUUCAAGGAUGCACGCGCCGGUGCUUGUUCUCAAGGAUUCUCUGAAACGGGAAUCUGGAAGAAAGGUGCAUCAUGCUAACAUUCAAGCUUCCAAGGCUGUUGCUGAUAUUAUUCGGACAACCUUAGGUCCACGAUCGAUGCUGAAAAUGCUACUGGAUGCUAGUGGAGGAAUAGUUGUGACGAAUGACGGGAAUGCUAUUCUGCGUGAGUUAGAUAUUGCACACCCAGCGGCAAAGUCAAUGAUUGAGCUCAGUCGCACACAAGAUGAAGAGGUGGGAGAUGGAACAACAUCUGUCAUAGUUCUUGCUGGUGAGAUGCUCCAUGUUGCCGAAGCAUUCAUUGAAAAGAAUUUUCAUCCCACUGUAAUUUGUCGUGCCUAUAAUAAAGCUCUGGAGGAUGCUAUUUCAGCUCUAAACAAAAUCGCAAUUUCAAUUGAUGUUAAUGAUCGUGCAGCUUUGUUGGGUCUUGUUAAGAGUAGUAUUGGUACAAAGUUCACCAGUCAAUAUGGGGAUUUGAUUGCUGAUUUGGCUAUUGAUGCUACCUCUAUUGUUGGUGUUGACCUGGGUCAAGGUUUGCGGGAAAUAGAUAUUAAGAAAUAUAUUAAGGUAGAAAAGGUCCCUGGUGGGCAGUUGGAAGAUUCGAGAGUCCUCAAAGGAGUUAUGUUCAACAAAGAUGUUGUUGCUCCUGGCAAGAUGAGAAGAAAGAUUGUCAACCCACGAAUCAUUCUGUUCGAUAGUCCCCUAGAGUACAAGAAAGGCGAGAACCAGACGAAUGCUGAAUUGGUCCGGGAAGAAGACUGGGCUGUCCUAUUGAGGAUGGAGGAAGAGUAUAUUGAGAGUCUCUGCAUGCAAAUUCUGAAGUUUAAGCCUGACUUGGUGAUCACUGAGAAGGGCCUUAGUGAUCUGGCUUGCCAUUACUUUAGCAAGGCAGGAGUCAGUGCCAUCAGGAGGCUGAGGAAGACGGACAAUAACAGAAUUGCAAAAGCUUGUGGGGCCACUAUUGUGAACAGGCCGGAUGAAUUGCAGGAAUCAGAUGUGGGCACUGGUGCUGGACUCUUUGAGGUUAAGAAAAUCGGGGACGAGUUCUUUGCUUUUAUUGUUGAAUGCAAGGAUCCAAAAGCUUGCACUGUGCUCUUGAGGGGUGCGAGCAAGGAUCUGCUUAAUGAAGUGGAAAGGAACCUGCAGGAUGCCACGUCUGUAGCAAGAAACAUUAUUAAGAACCCGAAGCUUGUCCCUGGUGGUGGGGCCACUGAGUUGACUGUCUCAGCUAUGCUCAAGCAGAAGAGCUCAUCUAUUGAAGGCAUAGAGAAGUGGCCUUAUGAAGCAGCAGCUAUUGCUUUUGAGGCUAUACCUCGGACUCUAGCACAAAACUGUGGCGUGAACGUGAUUAGAACCAUGACUGCUCUGCAGGGAAAGCAUGCAAAUGGAGAAAAUGCAUGGAUUGGCAUUGAUGGGAACACUGGUGCUAUUGCUGAUAUGAAGGAACGAGAGAUAUGGGAUGCAUACGAUGUGAAGGCACAGACCUUUAAGACUGCCAUAGAAGCAGCUUGCAUGCUGCUUAGGAUUGAUGACAUUGUAAGUGGUAUCAAGAAGAAGCAGCCCCCGGGAGCCAGCCAGGCUCCGAAGCCAAACGUCGAGACAGAGGCAGAUGCGGAUGGAGAGCAAAUACUUCCAGAUUAAGGAAUGAACCUUCCAUUCUCCCAACUAAAAAAUCCUUGGCCUUGGGGACUCUGCUUGCCUGCAAUUUUUGCGCUGCUGGCUUUAUUCGCUCCUAUGUUAUCUUUUCGUUACUUUAAUGGUAAGCUUUGAGUCGAAUAUGCCUUUCAUGAUCUUACCAGAUAUCUAUGUGGUUCUCUAUGGAAUAUCCUGUGGGAAUUAGUUGGUUAAAAGUGUUUCAAAUAGGAAAUCUGCUCCUUGCUAUGGAAUGAAAUGGUAACAGUGAAAGAACAUGGUUGAUAACCGAUUGGAUACAGGUGUUAAUGGCCUUCCCCUCUGUUAAA
Molecule: messenger RNA, 2198 nt
Organism: Punica granatum (pomegranate)
Lineage: Eukaryota; Viridiplantae; Streptophyta; Magnoliopsida; Myrtales; Lythraceae
Source: RefSeq, a predicted model, not a curated record